Molecule: messenger RNA, 2886 nt
Organism: Platichthys flesus (European flounder)
Lineage: Eukaryota; Metazoa; Chordata; Actinopteri; Pleuronectiformes; Pleuronectidae
Product: myelin protein zero-like protein 2
Exons: 5
Coding region: 312-1076 (254 amino acids)
Biological process (GO): cell-cell adhesion
Cellular component (GO): membrane
Source: RefSeq, a predicted model, not a curated record
UGUGUGUGUGUGUGUGAGAGAGAAAGAAUGAUAAAGGCAGCGAGGAGAGGGGGGUGACUUUGUUACUCCGCCCGAAAACUCUAGUGGGAGGGUGCUCAAAUGAAGUGUAUGAGGAAAGCGGCGAGUUGGGACGCGUCUUUGGAGAAACGAGGUGGAAGAGUUGACUCGGCGUAAACACACGUUUUCAUCCCCCUCGAAAAGGCAUCUGGAGAGUCGUCGGUCGCGUGCCCUGUAUCUGUGAACCGGUGGCGGAGGAGUCUCUGUGCGGUUUAGUUGACUCCCGGUGUGGUGGUGGUCGGAGCGUCCAUCCAAUGUGCGUAAAAGGGCUCUAUUUCUUCACCGUCCUGUGCGGACUUGCAGCUUCAGGCAUGCUGCAGGUCAGCGGGAUGCGUAUAUACACAUAUGGGGAAAUGGAGGCAGUCAACGGGACGGACGCUCGUCUCAAGUGCACAUUUCAGAGUUCCUCUCCUAUUAAUGCCAAGACAAUUGUCAUCUCGUGGAGCUUUAGACCCCUCAAAAAAGGCAGAGAGGAAUCGGUGUUCCACUACCAGGAACGACCCUAUCCUCCUCUAGAGGGCAUUUUCAGGAAGCACAUCUCCUGGGCCGGUGACAUCAUGGGCCAAGACGCCUCCAUCAUAAUUAAAGAGGUCAAGUUCACCUACAACGGCACUUUCAUCUGCCAGGUCAAGAAUCCGCCGGAUGUCCACGGAUCAGUUGGAGAGAUUCAUCUGCGUGUCGUCUCCACAGCCUCUUUCUCCCAACUUCUCCAUCUGGCCUUGGCCAUCGCGGGCGGCAUCACUGCAGUGGUCCUCCUCAUCAUGCUCAUCCUCUACUGCAGGAGGUGCAAGAAACGGAGACAGAGGCAGCCGGAGGGGAGCGAGGAAGCUCCCCGCAAAGAGAGAAAAGACCCCACUGUGUGCCACCCCUUGAGGUCCAUACACCUUUACAUGUCAGAGACGUCCUUAGAGAUUGACAGCUCAGAUGGCAUGAUCUCAGAGGCCAGCACUAAGGACCCAAGCUCCUCAGAGGACGAGGGCCCGAGCUCAGACGACGACGUUGGCGAUGACUCAGACUGAGGAAGUGGCGACAGAAAAGGCUUCACUGAUGUGAAGAUAGCCAGUAAGCUUGCUGGAGGGAAGCCCAGAUGGCACCCUUAGAUUUAAAUCAAGGGUUCUGCUGAGUUAAGGCCAAAUGAAGAGAGCGCUGCUGCUGCAGUGUCAGAGACAAGUACUGAAUUGGAGGAAAAUGGAAAGAAGGUUCUGUUUAAAAGUUUCCAAACAAGAACAAAGAAAUAUGAGGGAUGGUUUUGAUAAUGAUCAAGGCUUUUGGAGCAAUAUCAAAACUACGGCAACACUGCAUUAGAGAGAGUCCAAAAAUUCAUGUGGGGGGAAAACAUGCUGGAUUAAACUAGCAGGGUUUAUGAAGUGAGAGGCGUUAUGAUCCUGAAGUUGUUAUGGCCAAUGUCGUGAAGGAGAAAGGAAUCCAUCUGUGUCCAAUAACUGUCUGUUCUUCUAGACGGUGACCUUGUUAUGUGUCAGAAGUCAAUAUAGAAAUCAGCUGUAACGAGCAAUGGAUUUCACCCAAAAAUCCUGGCAUGGAAGUACUUUAACCUGAGGACAGUGUUGGCUGCUGUUACAGCCCUUUAUAUUUAAAUUGGCAUCUAUAAUGUUUGUGUAAAUUAGACACCUAGCAUAAAAAUGUGUAUUUGUCCAAUAAAAUAAGAUGCAUUUAUUAGUCCCAAACACAUGCACAGACAUGCAAAGGCACACUCAUGCAGGUAGGGAAAUUUAACUUCUGGUUUUGACCCAUCUGGUGCAGGACACACAGAGCAGUGAGCGAACAUGUACGGUGCUCGGGGAGCAGAUGUUAGGGGAGUAAGGUGCCUUGCUCAGGGGCACUAGACAGGGUAGGGAGACUCUUGGAUUUUUGGACAGAUCAAUCCAGGUUCGUCUUUUGUUGUCUCUCUGUGGAGUCGAACCAGAGACGAAUCACAGACCUUCUCUGCCCAUAGUCCAAGUUUCUGCCACUAGACCACCGCGGCCCACAAGCAGUGGCUACAAUGCAAUCUUAAGGGGCAACCACGGCAGUUCAUGGAAUGUCCACUCAAAGUGCUUUGUUCAUGAUGAUAUGCUCAGAUUGUUGUUCUGGGAAGAGUCUGGCAACAUUACACAUGUCUUAUUUAAAGAGUAAGAAAGAAAAGUCCCUGUGAACCGUGCAGCAGCUAAUUGCUCCUCCUCUGUUUGUUGCUGCCAUUUUUUGAUCGAAAAAGCACUUUUAUUGGACAUUUCGUGGACUGUUGCCCCAUAAGAUUACUUGUGUCCAUCUACUGGAUGGAUUCCAAAAUUUUUUUUAGACACGUUAAUGACCCAGGUUGGAAAAUAAUGGAAUGCCCCUGUAAAGGACAAAGAGAAGGCAAAGGAGUUUUUAAAAUCAAUGUUGUCCUCCAAAGGAAAAGAGCCUUACAAAUCUUCCCAUCAAAUGACUUGGUCUAAAAAAGCAUUCAUAUAAUGUUUCUUAUAUUUAGCAUGAAGGCCCAAAUACCUGAUCGCUGCGGAACAAAAACGCAUGUAUGCAAAUAUGCUGUGUUGUGUUGAGUUGCGUUUGGGAGUGCACAGUCAGAUCUGAAAACCCUUUCAUGCAAAAUGUCCUUGAGAUCCUUUUUUCCUCACCUUGCGUCUGUGAAUGCAUCACGUCUACUAACAAAUGAUUGUAACUGUCUUAUUUCUGUGACAGAAUUUUGUUCUUGUGACCUUAUACUGAGCAAUAUGUUUGUAGAUUUUUAUAGAUAAUACCAGAAGUAUUUUGUACUGUUUUUUUUAAUGUCACUGUUUGAUUUAGAGAUUUUAUAAAAACAAGGUUUUCUAAUAAAAAAUGCCUUUAAAUCCU